AAAAUGGGCAGCACGUGGCACAGCGCAGGCCACCGCGGGUGAUUCGAGGGCUCAGCACGCGGCCGGAGCGGAGGGCGGGAGGGGCCGGAGAAUGCGCCUGUGAUUGGACAGCCGAGGGAACAGCGGCCCCUGUGAUUGGACGAGGCCGGGCCCCAGGGCCGCUUCUGGCACCGCGUAGGGUUCUGGGUAGCAAGGCCCUUGGAAGGGUCUUAACCGAAAGGGGGAGGGGGAAGGUCGCCAACAAACGGCUGAGCUCACAAUCCGGGCCGGGGCCGGGCCGGGGCGUCCCCCUCCCCCCAUGGAGAGGGCCAGGCCGGAGCCGCCGCCCCAGCCGCGCCAACUGCCGCGGACGACCCCGCCGCGCCCGCUCCGCCCUGCUCCUCCCCAGCCGCCGGUCGAGGGCGCCUCCUUCCGGGCUGCGGCCGCGGAGCUGCCGCCGUCGCCGCCUACCCCGUGCGCGGCCGCCAUUGCGACCGUGGCCUCGUCGUGCGGGGAGGCCCAGGCGUCGGGGGUACAGCCCGCGGCACGGCGGCUGCUGCAGGUGAAGCCCGAGCAGGUGCUGCUGCUCCCGCCGGGGCCGCCGCUGGCUCAGGCCCGGGACGAAGGCGGCGUCCCCUCGCCCGCGCAGGCGCGGCUGCUGCAGCUGAGGCCCGAGCUGCUGCUGCUGCCGCCGCCGCCGCCGCCGCCGCCGCCCCCGCCCGCGUCCGACGGCGCCCCCUGCAGACCCGACUUGCACGCGGCGCAGCCUCGGGCCCUGCUCGUCAAGGCGGAGAAGCAGGAGCAGGGGCCCGGCUCGGAGCCGUCGCCGUCGGCGGGGACGCGGAGGCCUGCGGACGGGGGCCCUCGGGCCUCCAGGGCGGCCAAGCUGGAAGGCCCGGGGCCAGCUCUCGACGGCCGCCGGGGGGACCAGAAGAAGGGCAGGCUGGAGGCGGAGGCGGUCACGAGGGACGCGCCGAAAGGCGGGGAAGGCAAAAACCUGGCGGCCGUCAGAGAAGGGGUCAUCAAAACGGAGGAGCCCGAGGGGCCCCGCGAGGACUGCAGACUGGACGGGGAGCCCGCGUCCAAUGGCCUGGUCCAUGGCAGCAAGGAGGUCAUCCUGGCCCAGCCGUCCAGCGCCUUUGGGCCCCACCAGCAGGAUCUCAGGAUCCCUCUGACUCUCCACGCGGUCCCCCCUGGGGCCCGGAUCCAGUUUCAGGGACCUCCACCUUCAGAGCUGAUACGGUUGACCAAGGUCCCCUUGACGCCAGUGCCUAUUAAAAUGCAAUCUUUACUGGAGCCUUCUGUAAAAAUUGAGACCAAAGAUGUCCCGCUCACCGUGCUUCCCUCAGAUGCAGGAAUACCAGAUACUCCCUUCAGUAAGGACAGAAAUGGUCAUGUGAAGCGACCCAUGAAUGCAUUUAUGGUUUGGGCAAGGAUUCACCGGCCAGCACUAGCCAAAGCUAACCCAGCAGCCAACAAUGCAGAAAUCAGUGUCCAGCUCGGGUUAGAGUGGAACAAACUUAGUGAAGAACAAAAGAAACCCUAUUAUGAUGAAGCACAAAAGAUUAAAGAAAAGCACAGAGAGGAGUUUCCUGGUUGGGUUUAUCAACCUCGUCCAGGGAAGCGAAAACGCUUCCCUCUAAGUGUUUCCAAUGUAUUUUCUGGUACCACACAGAAUAUCAUCUCUACAAAUCCUACAACAAUAUAUCCUUAUCGCUCACCUACCUACUCUGUGGUAAUUCCCAGCCUACAAAACACCAUCACUCAUCCAGUUGGUUUCCUUGAGGAAGCAGGAAAGGAAGAAGCACAUGGUUCAACAUAUAGUGAUGCCCCACCUGCCAUCCAGCUGCCCACACCUGCAGUCCAGCGCCCAAGCCCCAUCUCACUUUUCCAGCCCAGCGUCUCCAGUACUGCCCAGGUGGCAGUCCAGGCUCCAAAUCUGCCCCUCCGCCCAGCACUCCCACCCCAGCACUUUGCUGGGCCCUCCCAAACAGACACUCAUCGGCUGCAUUCUGGAGCCAGUUGCUCUGUGAAGAGACCCACGCCUGUCUCUCUGGAGAACACCAACAGGAUUCCAACUAGUGCAAGUACUGCCCAUGCCAGAUUUGCAACCUCAACCAUCCAACCUCCUAAGGAGUAUCCCAGCGUUUCCACUUGUCCCAGAAGUGCACCAAUCCCCCAGGCUCCUCCUAUUCCACACUCACACGUAUACCAGGCUCCUCCCCUUGGCCAUCCAGCCACGUUGUUUGGGACACCGCCGCGAUUCUCUUUUCAUCACCCUUACUUCCUACCUGGACCGCACUAUUUCCCAUCAAGCACGUGCCCUUAUAGUCGGCCUCCCUUUGGCUAUGGAAAUUUUCCAAGUUCAAUGCCAGAAUGCCUUGGUUAUUAUGAAGACAGAUACCAAAAACAUGAGGCUAUGUUUUCAGCUUUAAAUAGAGACUAUCCUUUUAGAGACUACCCAGAUGAACGUACACACAGUGAAGAUUCUCGGAGUUGUGAAAGCAUGGAUGGGACCUCUUACUAUAAUAGUCAUAGUCACAGUGGGGAAGAAUACUUAAAUCCCAUGCCUCAGCUGGACAUUGGAGCCUUGGAGAAUGUCUUCACAGCCCCAACAUCAACUUCCUCUAGCAUCCAGCAAGUCAAUGUCACUGACAGUGAUGAAGAGGAAGAAGAAAAAGUGCUCAGAAAUUUAUAACUUUAAAACAAAUAUGCACAGAAAAUAAACAUUUCUUAAAAUAUA
Messenger RNA from Canis lupus familiaris (dog), 2722 nucleotides. It is a transcript of the gene SOX30, whose product is annotated as SRY-box transcription factor 30. The record is from RefSeq and is a predicted model, not a curated record. Gene Ontology annotation, molecular function: DNA-binding transcription factor activity, RNA polymerase II-specific; sequence-specific double-stranded DNA binding. Gene Ontology annotation, biological process: regulation of transcription by RNA polymerase II. The transcript is spliced from 6 exons. Gene Ontology annotation, cellular component: nucleus. Lineage: Eukaryota; Metazoa; Chordata; Mammalia; Carnivora; Canidae. The coding region runs from base 299 to 2677 and encodes 792 amino acids.